UGUAUCCAAACUGUAAUGUCCAGCAAAUUCACUACUCUGGAGUUAAUAUCAAAUAUAAUGUUAAGAUUAAUGAAAUCCUUUAAGAAACCUUUCAGGGAUUUCCUCAAUCUAUUCAAUGCAUCUCAGCUUGAUAAUGCUGAUGAACAAGCGGCACAAGUACGCCGAGAGCUUGAUGGUAGACUUCAUUUAGUUGAACAAAUGUCCCGGUCACUCAUACAAAGAUCCUGUAACAAAAUGCCAGAUAAGACAAGAAAACAUCCUAAAUUUGUUGUUAAAGAAAUGGAAAGCAUGUAUAUAGAUGAAUUAAAAUCAGCCAUAAAUCUCUUGAUGGCAAACUUGGAGAGCUUACCAGUAUCAAAAGGUAGUAAUGAAACGAAAUAUUCACUGAAAAAAUUUCAAAAAUAUAACAGGACUCACCACUCCUCAAUUUCCAAGUUAGAUGUAUCUGAAGACAAUGAGCCUGGCCUUUCAAAACUUGAUGUUGUUCUUACUUUUACUCUUGAGGUUCAUGUAAUUGAAGUUAAAAAUCUCCGCUCUUUAGCUCCGAAUAAAAUUGUUUAUUGUACGAUGGAAGUUGAGGGUGGAGAAAAACUGCAAACUGACCAAGCUGAGGCCUCCAAACCUUGCUGGGAUACUCAAGGUGAUUUUACAACCCCCCACCCCUUACCAGUUGUUAAAGUUAAAUUGUAUACAGAAAGCUCUAAAGUACUAAGUUUAGAAGAUCGCGAAUUGGGAAAAGUUGUGAUUCGGCCCACUGCAAGCAGUAGCCGGCAACCAGAAUGGUUUCAAAUGCAAACCAUCAAAAAAAAUUGCCCCGAUGAUUUACGUAUUAAAAUAGCUGUUCGAAUGGAUAAGCCACAAAAUAUGAAACAUUGCGGAUACCUGUUUGCUUUGGGGAAAAACGUUUGGAAAAAAAGCAAGAAAAGAUAUUUUGUUUUAGUUCAGGUAUCUCAAUACACAUUUGCCAUGUGUAGUUACAGAGAAAAAAAACCUGAACCAACAGAAAUGAUGCAACUUGAUGGAUUUACGGUAGAUUAUACUGAGCCCCAUCCUGAGUUCAUGGAAGGGGGAAAAUAUUUCUUCAAUAUUGUGAAGGAAGGUGACACGGUAACAUUUGCUACAGAAGAUGAAACAGAGCGUACAUUGUGGGUUCAAGCAAUAUAUCGAGCUACAGGACAGACACACAAACCUGUACCUCCUGUAAUGCAAACUAAUAAAAUUAGCAAUACUCAGAUAUCAAGAAUGCAAGGAGAUGCAGAUAGAGCCCGAAAACAUGGAUUAGAUGAAUUUGUCCAGGCAGAUCCAUGUCUCUUUGAUCAUCAUGAAAUGUUUAGCCUUCUGCAAAAUUUAUCCCUUGAUUAUAGAUUAAAUGAUACUUACACUUCACUAGGUUGGUUUAGUCCAGGCCAAGUUUUUGUCUUGGAUGAAUAUACUGCUCGUUAUGGUGUCCGGGGUUGUCAUCGGCACCUUUGUUAUUUGAAUGAUUUACUGACUCGGGCUGAAAAAGGAACAAUGAUUGACCCAACCUUAAUUCACUAUAGUUUUGCCUUUUGUGCAUCCCAUGUUCAUGGAAAUAGGCCUGAUGGCAUAGGAACAGUUCUUCUCUCUGAAAAAGAGAAGUUCGAUGAGAUUAAGGAGCGAUUGCGUGUACUAUUGGAGAAUCAGAUCACAAACUUUAGAUAUUCCUUUCCAUUUGGAAGGCCUGAAGGUGCUCUGAAAGCUACUUUAUCUUUGUUAGAACGCGUUCUGAUGAAAGAUAUAGUGACACCAGUCACUCCUGAAGAAGUUAGGAAAGUUAUUAAGAAAUGUUUGGAAAAUGCUGCGUUAGUUAAUUAUACUAAGAUAUCUGAAUAUGCAAAAAUUGAAGCAAAUGAACGUGCUGCUGCUGCUGCCGCUGCUGCAGGGCUUGUUUCAGGUGAAGAGCAACAAGAAUCUCUGCAGGCAGAAGUUUCCCCAAAGAAACGUCUGGAGGAUGUUAUUCAUCUUGCUGAAUUAUGCAUUGAAGUGCUACAACAAAAUGAAGAGCAUCAUGCAGAGCUGCGAGAUAAAAGCAAACUCUCACCAUGGGAAUCCAAUUAUACAUCAAAGUCAAGCAAAAAAGUCGAAAAUGCAUUUGCCUGGUUCAGUGACUUGCUGGUUGAACACACAGAAUUAUUCUGGUCACUUUUUGCUGUAGACAUGGAUGCAGCAUUAGAAAUGCAAGCACCAGACACCUGGGACAGUUUCCCUCUGUUCCAGUUGUUAAAUGAUUACUUAAGAAAUGACGAAAAUCUUUGCAACGGCAAAUUUCAUCAACAUUUGCGUGAUGUGUUUGCACCACAGGUUGUGAGAUAUGUUGAUUUAAUGGAGUCUUCAAUUGCACAGUCAAUUCAUAAAGGUUUUGAAAAAGAACGCUGGGAUGCACAAGGACGUGCUUGGGGUUCCAGCAAUGGAUGUGCAACAUCAGAAGACAUGUUAUGGAAGUUAGAUGCCCUUCAAUCGUUUAUUCGAGAUUUAAGGUGGCCUGAGGAAGUUUUUGCGGAGCAUCUAGACAAUAGACUUAAAAUUAUGGCUGCCGAUAUGAUUGAAGCUGCGGCCAAACGCACUUUAAAAGCUUUUGAGACCUGGUUAAAGAAGAGUGGUAAAGGAACUGAUUAUAUAGUUCACUCUGAGGUCUGUGUCAUGAUUAACGUUAUCACUGAUUGCAAAAACAAGGCAUUGCACCUGUGUGCCUUGGACAGCGGGGAAAAUAUUCACCAGUACCAUACAAAAAUUGAUGAAUUCCUUGAAAAAGUACAGGUGCAAAUGGGGAAAUGCUUAGUUGAAAAAUUAUUAUCCGUUUUGGAAUCAGUUCUUAGUAAACUUGCCCGCUAUGAUGAAGGAACAUUCUUUUCAUCUAUUCUAUCACUUACGAAACCUGUGAAUGAACUUGGAAAAGCUUAUGUUGAUUUUAUGCGAGGCAAUUUAGAGCAAUUAAGACAAAGACUCGCUGAUGAAUUAUUGACACUUAAUAUAUUCGAGCAAUGGUAUACUGGACAAACUAAGUUGAUAUGUGAUUGGCUCACUGAACGGUUAGAUUUGAGCCUUCAUCCAUACCAGUUAACAUGCAUAAUGAAUAUAAACAAGAAAUACUAUUCAGAUUUUGAACUGCAAGGUGUACCAGAAACAACUCUCAAUAGUAAAACAUAUCAAACUAUAUGCAGUCGGCUCCAGGUGGAGGAGGCCACUCAGUCCGUAACCCAGUCAGACAGUGGACUGCGAGGACGUUUUAUGACAAGUGGAGAAGAAGAAUCUGACUAAACAAAUAUUAAAUGGAGAUCGUGUUUUGAUAUACAUUUCUAUUAUAACAUCAUUCCUUAAAGAUACUACAGUUUUUAGUCUUUAAUUUAAUACAAAACUAGCAUUUGGGCAGUUGUUUUUCUGCCAACCAAAUAGCAGUAUCCACAACUGAUACUGUCUUUCUGUUUGUAUCAGCACUAGAUCCAGUGUAAGUUGUUUCACAUUCUGGUAUGCAUGCUUGCUACAUGAGUUUUUGUGCAACAGAACCCAAGAAUUUAUCUAUAGAGUUACGUCUUUCAUUCAUUGAUUUCUGUAAGAAAUAUUUGCAAUUCCAAUAUUUCAUUGUUUUUUUUUUAUUAUUUUAAUACUGAUUUCUUUUCAUGAUUGGCAUGAUAGUGUUCAUCCAUAUUACCUUUCUACUGGAACUAAAAUUAUAUAAUAGUAUUGUUGUACUAGUAGUAGGUGGUAUUAAACUUUUAUACCUAACCACUUAUCCCUGGUUCUACUAAUAAAUGAGCUUUUGGAAAUUUUUGAUAUAAUAUCACUACUUUGUUCGACUAAAAUGAUGAAUCCUGUAACAACCAUCUGUGAGCCUCUCUGCAGUUCAAUCAUUUGCAGCAUCUUUUCAUACUGAACAAAGUAGUGAUCAUUAAUAUUCAUAUGGCUAUAAAUGAUGCAAUAAUGCUAAAAUUAAUUGUACCUAAGAUAUAAAAAAUCUUCAGGUAUCAUUACUUCACUAUGAAAAGUGAAAUGUCCUUUGUAGAUUCAUUUUAUUACUUUUAUCUCAAAGCUCAUUGAUCCAGCUGUGGAGGCAUUUUCCUCUUUUUUUUUAAUAUACAUUAUUUUAUGAUGAGCUUAAUGUUGUGUAAAUUUAGCUAUUUUAAUAUGAGCUUUCAAAUUCAUUAAAACUUUAAUAGAAAUAGAUCCUUAUAGCCUUCAAAUGUUUUCCAGGAAUUUUGCUCCUUUAUUUUCUAAUUAUUAAACUUUGAAAUGAAUUUCAAUUUUAUACUAUCUCACUAGAUACCAUAUCAUAAAGCAAUACUAAAUAGUAUAACUAGGAGUUAUGUCAAUCUUUUCUUAUUUGUUAAGAUUUUAUAUUUAGGUGAUUUCUAUACUACAUCACCUCCAAUAUUUCUACUAGCUCUUGCCUUUUGACAAUUAGUCUCUUGCUGAUUACUAAAUAACUUCUUAACUAAAAUAAAGGGAAAUCUUUGUAAUACAUUAGUUUACAAACUUUUUUAAAAUUAUAAACAUAACUGUUAUUAGUUAUGUUCAUAUUUUACUGCCUGUUAUUGGUUUCAUUUUUAUAGUGUGUAAUUUUAUUUCUUUGGGGGUUUUCCAAUGAUUAAUUUGAAGAUUUAUUCCAAGGAGAAAUGUUCAUGAGAUGUGCAUGUUAAAGUGUUCUUUUUUUCAAUAAUGAUUGACUAAAUACAUUCCAUAUUUACAAAUUUAUGCUGUAAGUUGAUUAAUUCUUGCAUUAUAUAUUACUGAAUAUAUAUUCAUGUUGUAAAGUUGUUUGGAAUGCAUGCAAACACUGUUACAAAAAUUACCUGUUGUUACUUAUACAAAAUAACCAAAUAGGAGAAUUUUAUUUGUAUUUUGCAUGCAAGACACCAUUAUAUAAUUUUUCUUUAAUUAAAAAUUGAAGUUUUAAUACUUUUUUUUAAUAUUGAAAUUAAAUAAUUUAAAAUUGUUUCUUGAUAUUGUUUUGGUUUCACUACCUAAAAUAUAUAUUAUUUUAUAACU
This is a messenger RNA of Octopus sinensis (East Asian common octopus), 5004 nucleotides long. RefSeq names its product calcium-dependent secretion activator 1. The coding region runs from base 16 to 3279 and encodes 1087 amino acids. NCBI's taxonomy places the organism in Eukaryota, Metazoa, Mollusca, Cephalopoda, Octopoda, Octopodidae. The record is from RefSeq and is a predicted model, not a curated record. The transcript is spliced from 35 exons. Gene Ontology annotation, biological process: dense core granule exocytosis; synaptic vesicle exocytosis.